Harpia harpyja (harpy eagle) is the source of this 1205-nucleotide messenger RNA. RefSeq names its product chromosome 19 C1orf74 homolog (gene C19H1orf74). Bases 57 to 884 code for a protein of 275 amino acids. The record is from RefSeq and is a predicted model, not a curated record. The transcript has a single exon. NCBI's taxonomy places the organism in Eukaryota, Metazoa, Chordata, Aves, Accipitriformes, Accipitridae.
GGCCGACCCGGAAGCGGUGGGCCCGGCUUUGGUUUCUCCUCAGCGCAAGCGCGGCCAUGGCCGCGGAGGAGGCGGCGGGCCGGGCCCUGUCGGUGCCGCGGCUGGUAGCGGCGGCUCGGGAGGAGCUGGGGACCGGGACCGGGCGGCGGCGGCGGUGGCCGGCGGCCCGCGCCCUGCAGCUAGCCGGGGAGGUGCUGGCGGUGGCGGCGGGGCUGAAGCCGGCCCUGCUGUACGACUGCGGCGCGGCGGGCCCCGCCGAGCUGCGGCGGUACCUGGCCCGGUUAAGGGAGGCCGGGCUGGCCCCCCGCCGCCUCCAUUUGCUGGGCGCCCAGGGUUCGGUUGUGCUGCUGCAGCCGGGGCUCGCCCGGCGGAGGCUGGCAGCCGUGCUGCGCGCCCGCCCGGCCCCCUUCGUGGACGUCUCGGCAGGGCGGCGCGGUCCGGCCAUCUGCGGCCCAGCGGAGGCCGAGGCCGUCAGGGGCCACCUCGCCGCCCUCCUCGCCCACCUAGGGGCUGCCGAGGCCGCCGGCUCCGGCCCCGUGUCCUCCAGCGAGGUCGUCGCCGCGGGCUGGAACCUGUGCACCGUCGUCGGGGUGCUGCUGGGCUACCCGGCGGCGUACGCCUUCGCCGCGGAGGAAGGUGCCGAGAACUGCCUGGCGCUGACGCCGCUGAGGGUGUUCACGGUCCAGGCCUCCUGCCCCAGGAUAAAGGACGGUCUCAGGGUCCAGAUCUACUCCUUCAGCAUCCCGGAGAGCCUCUGCGCGGAGCUGGAGGAGGUGCUGGGUGCCUGGUGCGAGGAGCUGAAGGAGGCCUUCAGCAUGCAGAGUGACUUUGUAGAUCUCUGCAUUUCGAGUGAGGUCGUGUCUCUUCCAGCGGUUGCCUUGUAAAGCACAAAGUCAGACUUUCUGGCCUGUUUCUCACUUGCGUCAGGGACUGAGGCGAGAGAUCUGGUUCCUGUAUGUGCAGCCCACUGAGGCACUCUCAAGAGGCCCCUGAGCACCAAAGGCUGAAUUUUGACAAUCUCAGGGCCUGGACCUUGUGGGCCGGUUGCAAAUCAAGCAGGUGUACUUCCCAGAAGACCAGUGUGUGGGUGUACGCACUCACAGCUGCUCUGCAGCCUCCAUCUGGACUGUGGAGUGUGCCCUGUCAAGUCAGGGUGUAUUUAUUUGCUGCGAACAGCUGAGGAUUAAUAAAAAAGUUGACCAGCA